GUAAUUCACUUGAAAAAAUCUCCGCCUCGCUCUCUCCUCCUUCUUCCCCGUGUUGCAGGGCCCCACCAUCCCUGACUUGCGUUACUCUUCGCCUCCUGCCUUUGCGCGCCCGUUUGCUCCCCUCCCCCUCUCCCUCCCUCGUUCUUCUCGCCCCGUUUCCCUUCUUCUUCUUCUUCCUCGGCCUCUGGCAGGUCCAUCGGUCGAUCGAUCGAUCGAGAUAUCCGUCUCCACGACCCUCUCUUCAGAUAAAUCUCCGUCCGCUGGUUUCCUGAAUUCCACCACAUUGAUCGCUAGAUUUGCAGAGGAGGAGGGAGAAGAAGAGGAAGCCGGAAAGGGAAAUCAUUGAUAUAGAGAGGAGGAGACAGUUGAAGGAGGGGAAAAAGGAAAGGGGUUAGGGUUCGGAGAGGGAGGAGGCACCGACAGAGAGAGAGAGAUGGGGAAGGGGGGAUCGAUGAACGAGAGCGUUCUGAGGAAGAUCCUGCUGAGCUAUGCGUACGUGGGGAUCUGGAUCUUCCUGAGCUUCACCGUCAUCGUCUACAACAAGUACAUCCUCGACAGGAAGCUCUAUGGGUGGCCCUUCCCCAUCAGCCUGACGCUCAUCCACAUGGCCUUCUGCUCCACCCUCGCCGUCAUCCUCGUCCGCGUCCUCCGCCUCGUCGAGCCCAUCGGCAUGACCCGGGAGCUAUACGUUUCCUCCGUGCUCCCCAUCGGAGCCCUUUACUCCCUCUCCCUCUGGUUCUCCAACUCCGCCUACAUCUACCUCUCCGUCUCCUUCAUCCAGAUGCUCAAGGCCCUCAUGCCGGUCGCCGUCUACUCCCUUGGCGUUGCCUUCAAGAAGGAGAAUUUCAAGUCUGAAGUCAUGCUUAACAUGCUCGCCAUUUCCACCGGCGUCGCCAUCGCUGCCUACGGUGAGGCCCGCUUCGAUGUCUGGGGCGUCGUCCUCCAGUUGGGCGCCGUCGCCUUCGAGGCCACCCGCCUCGUCCUCAUCCAGAUCCUCCUCACCUCCAAGGGCAUCACCCUCAAUCCUAUCACCUCCCUCUACUACGUCGCCCCCUGCUGCUUCCUUUUCCUCCUCGUCCCUUGGAUCUUCGUCGAACUCCCAGUCCUCCGCCAGACAUCCAGCUUCCACUUCGACUACUUCAUUUUCGGCACCAACUCCAUCUGCGCCUUCGCCCUCAACCUCGCCGUUUUCCUUCUCAUCGGAAAGACGUCUGCUCUCACCAUGAACGUCGCCGGCGUCGUCAAGGACUGGCUCCUCAUUGCCUUCUCCUGGUCCGUCAUCCGCGACGCCGUCACAACCGUCAACCUCGUCGGCUACGGACUCGCUUUUCUCGGCGUGGCCUACUAUAACCACUCCAAGCUGCAGGCUCUCAAAAUGAAGGAGGCGCAGAAGAAGAGCGCGCAGGCCGAUGAGGAGUCGGGCUUGCUGAUGGAGCAAAGAUCCGAGAGAGAGGCCAGCGAUGGCGGUAGUGGCAGAAAGAACACCGAUUCGCAGGCUUGAGAUCGCGCGUCGCAGUAUCUCAUGGAUCGCAUUGAAUUGAAGGAUCACUUUCUUUUUCCUUUUUUUUUGGCUCCUUUUUCGUGGUUACGAUCCCUUUUUUAUUUUGGUUGUUCAUGUUGUUUUGGGUAUUUUAUAAUUUUAAUGGACAAGCAGAGCAUAAUUUGGUGGUCUAGUUUCUAAACAGAUUUAUCGAUUAUGAAGUAGGGUUGAUACAUGCUCAGUAUCUAUUACUGGUUGUUGGCACGGAUGGUGGGUGCUGAAAAUGACAUCGGAGUUCUUGAUCAUGAUUUUUACUGGAUGGCGGUUAGUUUUUAGAUUAUCAAGUGAGAAACCAUUAGGCAGCUUUCCAGAUCUGGGAUAUGAAAGACGGGAAGGGUGGUUGUGCAUUGGUAGGAAGAGGUCGGCAUGCCGAUUCGUUAUGAUGGUGCUCAGAAUUGAUGUAUCAGAUCCAUCGUCUUCAGUUUCUGUCAAGCUGGCCAUUGCGAUUCCCGUGGCAAGGCAUUUCUUCCUUUUGUUUAACUGGUAUAUCAGAAUCUUUGUAGACACCUGUUUGAGGCUGUUCUUUGAUAAGUGCUAAGACUAAAUUUUAUUCGGUAUAAAUGAAUCUAUUUGCCACA
Molecule: messenger RNA, 2118 nt
Organism: Nymphaea colorata (pocket water lily)
Lineage: Eukaryota; Viridiplantae; Streptophyta; Magnoliopsida; Nymphaeales; Nymphaeaceae
Product: probable sugar phosphate/phosphate translocator At5g25400
Exons: 1
Coding region: 434-1501 (355 amino acids)
Cellular component (GO): endosome; Golgi apparatus; trans-Golgi network
Molecular function (GO): antiporter activity
Source: RefSeq, a predicted model, not a curated record